Didymodactylos carnosus is the source of this 675-nucleotide messenger RNA. The record is from the annotation of a GenBank genome assembly. NCBI's taxonomy places the organism in Eukaryota, Metazoa, Rotifera, Eurotatoria, Philodinida, Philodinidae.
AUGCCCGUUAUUUCGAUUCUCGUUUGUCUCGCAUUAGGUCGUCUAAUUAUAAACAAAAUCGAACUAUUGUAUCAUAAUCGAAAAAAACAUACAAAUCGCCGAAUUUCAACAGCUACUUAUAAAACCGGUCGAUUGGUAUUGCCUUACACGCCCAUUGCUCCAAAUGAGCUCCAACGAAUUCUUCAAGGUGAUUAUGCUACUAACAGAGGAAAUCGCAGCUUGAGGGGCAACGAUGUUCUCCUUGAUCAACUAAACCGAAAACAAGUACUGCCGUCACCGUCAAAUGGUGGUGCACUCGCUAGUCUCAUCUUAGGACAAGCGAAUUCAUUUAUGUCGAUUAUGGAUGUUGGAUCUAAUCUGAAUUUACCAGGACCAGAAACGGAUCUAAACGUUACGAAUGAUAGUUAUCGAUCUCCGCAAUAUAUGAGUUCUAGGCGAGCAUUAGUUGAAAAAACAUCGAUUAAUCCGGCAGUUCAGCAGCAAAAUCGAAAUUCAGACGUUCUUGAUCUUUACUAUAUUGUAUCCGAACAAGAAAUAAAUACAAGGGUUGGUGAAGAAUUAACGUACAACUUUCUGAUUAAUGUACUGCCUAUUAUGUCUCCAUUGACACUGGAAGACAAGAAUAACAGAUGUGAAAAAAUUCUGCCAAUGAGCACGCGCGUAACAGACCUCUAG